CUUUACGAAUAGAUAAUAUGGACCAACAAACUUCGGGAAGUCAUAUAAACCAUAUAAACCGCAAGGGUAACAUAUAUUUAAAUGAAACUCCUAAAGUAAAAAAUUUUGGAGAUAAAAAAACCGAAUUUUUUACAACAAUGUCACAAGAAGAACAUAUGCCACGUGAAGCUUUUAAAGAUGUCAAGGUUAUUGUACCUCUCACUCCUAAACCUAUAAUGUCUCCUUCUUCUCCAAAAACCAUGUCUCUUGGAAGAAUAAAUAUUAGUUCUUUAAAAGAUGCUUUAAAUCGUCCAAGGAAUUCAAGACAUCUAAAGAAUUUAAGUGAAAUGAACAUUUCUCCUCCUGAUAUAAACGAUCCAAUUUUAUUUGAAUCUAAAGUUGCAAAAUGGUCUUCUUCUACUAUUAAAAAAUCUUCAAAUAAAUAUCUUAUUUUAACAAGGAAUAGUUUAUGCGGUUUUAAAAAUGCUGAUAAAGCCAAUAAAAUUUUCGAUGGAUUACCUCUUUAUACUAUACCAAGAAAAUCAAGUGCUGAUAGUAGUUGUUCAACUGAUAUUACAAAUUUAUCAGAUUCAUCAAAUACAAAAACUUUACCAGCUGAACAUGUUAUUCUUUGUUUAGCUACUGUAUUUGCUAUUACUGAACAAUUAACUCCGGAACCUCAUAUUAGGAUAGAUUAUAUGUCUUCAUUAAAAAAACAAGUUCAUGUCUCUAUAACGGCUCCUGAUAUUCAAAAACAUCGUCAAUGGUUCGCUGUUUUAAAACCCGCUAUUCAUAAUUCCGAUCCAAUAGGUUCUUUCUUAACUAAUGAUCAAAGAAUUUGGAUAAUGAAUAAAUUAAGAUCAUUAGAUGAUUUAGCUGAUGAAAAUGAAAAAAAAUUGAUGGCUCAUAGAGUAUUACUUAAAUCAUUAACUGAUGAAAAUAAUUUUGGUCAAUCUGAAAAAGAUCUUAAAACUCCCGUUUUCUUAAUAUUAGGAAAGAAUAAUAUUUAUAUUAUUCCAAGUAAUGUAAGAAAUGAUGGUAUACCAAGUGAAGAAAAUCGUAAAAGUAAUGAUUUUAAAGUUAACAAUAAUACAAAAAAUUCUAAUAAUUUAAUAAAAGAAAUUGAUUUUUGGAAAUAUAAAUAUCCUUUAUUAUGUAUAGCUGAUAUUAGAUUUAAUAAUUUAGAUGAUACUUUUCAAAUUACUUUUAAAAAUGAUGAUAAAUUUUCGAAAAGAACAAUUAUUAUUUCUUCUUUAUUUAGUGAAAUUAUUAUGACAGAAAUUAGAUCUGUUAUAGAUUCAAUUACUUUUUGGUGGACGAGUCCUUCUUAUAAAUCCGUACAAUCUUCAACUACUAUAUCUCCAAUUUCUCCUAUAUCAUCUAUUAAUUCACCUAUAUCAUCUAUUACUUCUCCUAUAUCAUCUAUUACUUCACCUAUAUCAUCUAUUAAUUCACCUAUAUCAUCUAUUAAUUCACCUAUAUCAUCUAUCACUUCACCUAUAUCAUCUAUUAAUUCACCUAUAUCAUCUAUUACUUCUCCUAUAUCAUCUACUCUAACAACAAAAAUUUCUCAAGAAUUUGGUAUAGAAAGAAUGAUCGAAGCUCAAUGUCAUGUAUUUGGUGUAUCUAAAUCUAGGAUAUCAUUUAAUGUAGAAUACGUUCUUGGAGAUGAUAAUAUUCAACUUGGAUUAGGUGUUGAUAAUUUACCAUUUAGAUUCAUAUUACUUCCUCCAAAACAUGAUAAUAAUGGAAUUUAUUCAACAGAUGAAUUAAUGGCAGUAUUUAAUUCAUUAAAGUAUCAUCCUUUACUUUCUGAAGUUAUAUUAAGUAAUAUCAAUUUAUUUGAACUUCAAAUUCAACCAGCUUCUCAAAAUAAUGAAGAAUGUAAUAAUAUGCUUGGUACUGUAUUAUAUGAUUUAUUAAUAUCGAACACUAAAUUAAGAAAAUUAAAUUUAAAUUCAUGUGGAAUUACAAGUGAAACUAUUUUUGCUAUUGGAAAUGCUUUAAUUACCGGAAAUUCUAAUUUAAAUAAAUUAUUAAUAAGUGAUAGUUCAAUAACAAGAGAAUGUGCUCAAACUUUAGCUAAUGGAAUAAAAAGUCAUUCAUCAUCAAUCAAAGAACUUGAUAUUUCAAAUUGUAAAUUAACUCAUGAUGGUUUAGUAUUAAUAAUUCAAGCUCUUUAUUCAAAAAAUCCUGAAGAAUUAGAAUCUUUAAAUAUUUCUGAUAAUAUAUGUGAUAUUGAUUCAAUAAUUUUAACUGAAUUACUUUUAAAAACAAAAAAUUUAAGAACAUUAAAUUUACGUAAUUGUUUAAAAUUUUUUACUGGUAUAAAACCUAUAAUUUCAUUAGAAACUUUAGGUGAAAUUCAAUUAACAACUUUAGAUCUUGGUGGUAUUCCAUUAAAUAAUAAAUCACAUUUACUUUCUUUAUAUGCUUAUAUUAGAUCAUCAUCAUUUUCUAAAGUAAAAUAUUUUAGUAUUGAUAAUUGUAAUUUAGAUGGUGAAGCAUUAGCUGUAAUACUUUCUUAUAUAACUACUUCUCCAAAUUGUGAAAAAAUUAGAGUUUGGGCUGGAGGAAAUUUUAUAGCAAAAACAUCUGAUUCUUGUAAAGAAUUUUGUUACGCUGUGCGUAAUGAUUGGACUCCAAUUUGGUUAUCUUUAAAAGAUUCUAUAUUUGGUUCAAAUAUUGAUCAAGUUAUAGAAAUUUUAUCUUCAUUUUGUGAAAAUACUGUUAUAAAAUAUUUGGAUUUAUCAAAUCCUCAAUUUUUUAUAUCAAAUGAAACUAUUACUCAAAAUCCUCAAAUUUUGACAACAACUAAAAAAGCUUGUGAAGUUAUUGGAAAAUUAUUUAGAUCAAAUAAAAAUAUUUUGGAAUUAAAUUUACAAGGUAAUUCAGAACGGAAAUGGGGUCACUUUUUGGGUGCUCAAUUAUUGAAAUUAGAUGAGAAUACUCGAUUGGAAAGGUUGAAUAUUGAAGGAAAUUCUAUUAGUGAUCAAGGUGCAAAAUCAUUAAGUGAAGCUUUGAAAAAAAAUGUAACGUUGAAAAGUUUAAAUAUCGAUGAUAAUGAGAUCGGAAUUGAUGGAUAUUUAUCUUUACAUAAAGUUUUAACAUCUCGUCAAAAUAUUACACUCCAAAAUUUUGGAUUUCCAAUAAAGGAUUUUCAAUCUUAUAACGAAAGUUUAGAUACUAAAUUAACAACCACUUUACCAAUCACGAGAACAAGUCAAAAAAUUGCAUCAGAGAAACAAAAAAUUAAUUUUAAACAAUUAAUUGAUGAAAUUUUAUUUAUUAUUGAAAAAAAUUCGUCAAUCGGAGAUAGUAGUACUCGAUAA
Molecule: messenger RNA, 3311 nt
Organism: Scutellospora calospora
Lineage: Eukaryota; Fungi; Glomeromycota; Glomeromycetes; Diversisporales; Gigasporaceae
Source: the annotation of a GenBank genome assembly